GUAAUUCUUUCGACAUCGCUUUCGCUGCCAUGGCUGCCGCUCAGUUGUGUCGGCACGCCAGCGAGAAGGUCGUAGGCGCGACUUUUGACCAGGCAGCCGGCCAAGUUUUAGUUACCGUUCAGCAUGAUGGCGUUACUACAUAUGACCUGGAGCAGAGACAAGUUGGCAGCAUCCCGCUCGGAAGCCGCUCGGCGCUGGAGUUUCAGACGGCCAGCGUGCAGCACACGAUUCCGGGGAAGGGCUCGGUAGCGGCCAGCGUGGUGCAUGACAAGUCGGCGAAGGGCUACACGCUAUUCCUGCAGGAGUCGGCAGUGGGGGCGGCGGCCGCGAAGCGCACGGUCGCGGACUCGUCGCACCGCGCGGCGGUGCCAGGCCCCGCCCACAGCGUCCACUUCUUGCACCGGGCCGCCGCGGCCGGCGGGCAACAACAGCAGCAGCAGCAAGCGGAUGGCGGGCUGGUGCGAGUGGCAGUGGUGCUGCAGGACGGCCGUGUCGGCGUCACAGACGCCGCCGCAGCGGAGCCGCUGGCGCUGCUACCCGCGCCCGCCGGCGCCGGCGCCACCCGCCACCUGCUGGCCACCAGCGCGGGCGCCACGCUGGCGGUCCUGUCCCAGCCCUCAGCCGGCGCCGCCGCCACGCUGCGCGUGCUGCGGCUCACCGGCAGCGCCAGCGCCGACGCCGCCGCCGGCGUGUCGCAGGCGCGCUCGCUGUCGCUGGCCUGCCCCGGCGGCGGCGCCGCGCACGCCGUGCCGGUGGGCCUCACACUCAGCCCCGAGUUCGCGCUGGUGCAGUGGUCCAACGGGCAUGCUACAGCCGUGCACGGGCUCGACGCCGGCCAGCCCGGCGCUGCUACAGCCGCCGGAGGGCCGCUGCGGCCCGUCAACUUCCCGCUGUGCGAAGCCGUCGGCGCCAACGGCGCCUCCUCGUCCGGCGCGGCCGCCGCCGGCGGCGCAGCCGGCGGGCGGAAACGCAAGAACGCGGCGGCGCCUGGCGGCGCGGACGGCGGCAGCAGCAGCCGGCCGCGCGUGCUGUGCGCGGCGGUGGACGGGCGGCAGUUUGUGGUGCUGGAUCUUGAAUCCGGGGCGGCGCAGUCGCGCAUCUGCUACAGCCUGCACGAUGCGCAGUACGGCUGCCCGCUGGAUUCCGGAUCCGUGGACGUUGACGCGCCGCUGCUGAGCCUGGAUCCGGAAUCCUGCGCCAUGGUGGGCGCCGCCGUGCGCCCCGACGGCGCCGCCGUAGUACGGCUGGGCGGCGCCGUACACGUGUUGACGCUGCGGCCGCCUCAGCCCGUCAGCCUCCUGUCGCUGGUGGCGCGUCUGUCGGUGUCGGCGGCGGCGGCGGCAGGGAAAGGCGGCAAGGAGGCCGGCGGCGGCGCGGGGAGAGGCGUGGCAGCGGAGCUGGCGGCGCUGCCGGCGCCGGUGACGCUGGACGCAUCGCUGCUGGCGGGCGCCGCCGGCGGCGCGGCGGCGGCGGCGUCAGCCGCCGCUGCGGCCGCAGUGGCGGCGGCCACUGGCGACGACUCCGCUGACGUCCUACUCGCAGAGGUGCCUGCUAGCGCGGUCACCCGCGGUGACGACAUUUGCAAUUCCCUUAUAGAGCAGCUGGCGGCGGCGCUGGCAGCAGCGGCGGCAGCGACGCCGGCCGGCGGCGCCGGCCCCGCGCCGCCGGCGGCGCUGCUGGAGUCGGUGGUGAAGACGGUCCAGGGCCGGCGGCAGCACGGCCGGGAGGUGCCGGCGCAGCUGCUCAGCCUGGCGGCGCGCGCGCUGGCGGCGGCGCGGCAGUGGCAGCAGCUGGGCGCGCUACUGCUGCACGUGCCGCCGGGCGGCCUGGCGGGCUGCAGCGAGGUGCUGGCGGCGGCCGCCGCCACCGCGCAGUACGGCCUGCUGCCGCGGCUGUGCACGUGCCUCGACGACGUGGAGCCGGGCGCGCUGGUGGCGGCGCUGGCGGCAGUGCUGGCGCCCACCACCAAGGCCACGGUGGCGGCACGGAAGCAGCACUACGACGCCCUGCGAGCCAGCGCCGAGGCGCGUGUGGCGGAGGCAGAACUGGCCGCCUGCGGAGGCUCCAGCCUGGGUGCAGCGGCUGCGCCGCCGCCGGCAGGCGGCGGCCGCCGCGGCCGCUCCGCGGCCGCGGCGGCGGCGGCUGCGCCGCCGCCGCAGGACCCCGCGAUGGCGCUGGCUCUGGCGCAGUGCGCGGCGGCGGCGGUGGACGGGUGGAGCUACCGGGAGGUGUUGCUGCACCCGCUGCUGGCGCUGCCGGUGGACGCGCCGGCGGUGCAGGUGGCGUUGCGGGCGCUGCCGGCGCCGGCGGUGGACGCACUGCUGGGGUACUGCGCCAAGUGGGUGGGCGUGUACACGGGCGGCGGGCUGGGCGAGCUGGCGGCGGGUGUGGUGCUGCCGCAGGAGCUGCUGUUCCCCUACCUGCACCAGGUCCUGGAGUGGGCGCGCAUGACCAUAGACGCGCACCUGGUCAAGUUGCUCACCGCGCGGGCGCCCAGCCCCGCCCUGCAGUCGCUGGAGGCGGCGCUGGCGGCGGCGCUGGAGGGCGGCGGGCGGCUGGCGGCGCUGCGUGGCACGCUGGAGCACAUGGCGGCGGCGGCGCCGCUGCCGGCGGCGCACAUGGCAGUGGCGGCGCAGUACACGGCGGAGGUGCUGGACCUGCGGGUGCGCUGAGGGGGAGGAGGAGGUGGUGCGGUGGUGAUGUGGUGAGGGGUUGGUGGGUGGAGGAGAGGGUGGUGGAGGCGGCGGUGCAGGUUGGUUGGCGACUGGUAGGGGCGGGGGUGACAGGCGGGCAGAGGCGCAAGCAGACAGGCACGCAAGCGGAUUGUGUUUGCAGGGUCUUGUGGCAGUGUACGAUUAGCGGCGGGUUCCGUAGAUGAAGCGAAGGCGGUGGGAGAGGGAGGUGCCAGGGUAGGGGAUUGCCCGGAGGCGGAGCGCGGGCGCAGGCGUGUGCCGGGCAGUUUCAGGCGUGUUCGGAGAGGUUUGAGAGCGUCCAGCUCGCCUGUAAACCUUUGGAGCU
Molecule: messenger RNA, 3018 nt
Organism: Chlamydomonas reinhardtii
Lineage: Eukaryota; Viridiplantae; Chlorophyta; Chlorophyceae; Chlamydomonadales; Chlamydomonadaceae
Exons: 3
Coding region: 30-2672 (880 amino acids)
Biological process (GO): maturation of SSU-rRNA
Cellular component (GO): nucleolus
Molecular function (GO): RNA binding
Source: RefSeq, a predicted model, not a curated record